Messenger RNA from Trematomus bernacchii (emerald rockcod), 1622 nucleotides. Its product is annotated as C-type lectin domain family 6 member A-like. The transcript is spliced from 9 exons. The record is from RefSeq and is a predicted model, not a curated record. Bases 571 to 1266 code for a protein of 231 amino acids. Lineage: Eukaryota; Metazoa; Chordata; Actinopteri; Perciformes; Nototheniidae.
UGACAUUCCCAUGAGCGAUGGACGAAAUCUAUGUCAACCUUGACGAUGUCAAACCCCUAAGCUCAAGAUCAUCAACAAUACAAGAAGGAGAUUUCUCCCAGCGUCUGUUCUCGGUCUGGGGCUGCUGGUUGUUUUCCUGCUGGCUGGACUCAUCGGCCUCGCUGUCCACCACCAUAACUCAGUAGGUGGUGCAGCUGCAGAUCUCUCUGCUGUCAAAGCAAACCUGACUGAGCGUCUCCAGGCCAGAGAUCAGCUGCUCUACUCAGUGACUGAAGAGAGAGACGGACUGAAGGCCAACCUCACUGAAAAGACCAGAGAGGUGGACAGGCUUCAGAGUUUGUCCAAACAGAUCACCGGGCUUGAAGUGGUGUUGUGGCGCAUCAGCUGGCGUCGGCAGUACGGCUUUCACCUGAGAGUGGAUAGCUGAGAGGGAGACUGAAAGACUUAUACAGUAGUUCAACAAAAGCAUUUAGAAAUUCAAACCAGCAACCACACUUUCCCCAGUCACAUACUUCAGGAUACUUGCUGCAGAGCUGACCUUCUAGGAAAGAGUUGGCAUUCCCAUGAGCAAUGGAGGAAGUCUAUGACGAUGUUGACGAUGUCAAAACCCUAAGCUCAAGAUCAUCAACAAUACAAGAAGGUCCCAGGAGACUUCUCAGAGCGUCUGUUCUCGGUCUGGGGCUGCUGAGUGUUUUCCUGCUGGCUGGACUCAUCGGCCUCGCUGUCCACUACCAUAACUCAGUAGGUGGUGCAGCUGCAGAUCUCUCCGCUGUCAAAGCAAACCUGACUGAGCGUCUCCAGGCCAGAGAUCAGCUGCUCUACUCAGUGACUGAAGAGAGAGACACACUGAAGGCCAACCUCACUGAAAAGACCAGAGAGGUGGACAGGCUUCAGAGUUUGUCCAAACAGAAGAAAACUUGUCCUGCAGGAUGGAGGAUGGUCGGUUGUGUCUGUUAUCUCCUCUCUACGGAGAAAGCUUCUUGGGAACAAAGCAGACAAAACUGCAGAGCCAGAGGAGCAGAUCUGGUGAUCGUAGACAGUAAUGAAGAACAGAGCCUGUGUGCAGGUGUAUUACAGGUCUUACCUGGAGCUGAAGAGGCCAAUCAGCGCGAUCGUGGACACCUGGCCGGAGCCGAGGUGCUAUUAAGCCCAGCUGCCCGGAGUCACGUGGCGGUCCUGACUCUCUCCAAGCCGGCUGCAGAAGGACUCUCGCUCUGGUCCUUUCCCCUCGUCCGUCUUCUCCUGUUCUUGGUGUUUGCUCUUUGAUGAUGAUCAAUAAAGUGCCGUGGUUUUUGGAACCUUUGAACACCUCUCUUUGUUUUCCUGUUGUGGCCAACGGGCCGGUCAUAACAGUGCCAAUGUACAUAUUAAAUAAUUAAAAUUAACAAAACUUUGAUUUUAUAUUUGUUAUAUGGUGGUUUUAUCUAUCAUUUUGCCUAUUUAUUACUUAUCUACUUCACAGCUGUGUGUUAUCGUUACUGGCUUUUAUGCACAAUGAGUUAUUUUACUUUUGAUACUUCAAGUUUAUUUUUAUGCUAAUGCCAGAGAUAUGUACCAUGAAUUAAUGCUUUGACAAGUCUGCAGACAAGACGGCAGGCGAAAAGCUUUUAAAAUGCGUGUUU